Molecule: messenger RNA, 1254 nt
Organism: Oreochromis niloticus (Nile tilapia)
Lineage: Eukaryota; Metazoa; Chordata; Actinopteri; Cichliformes; Cichlidae
Product: signal-regulatory protein beta-2
Exons: 4
Coding region: 87-1028 (313 amino acids)
Biological process (GO): regulation of cytokine production; T cell receptor signaling pathway
Cellular component (GO): external side of plasma membrane
Molecular function (GO): signaling receptor binding
Source: RefSeq, a predicted model, not a curated record
AUGUGCCUUUGUACCGGGAUGAGCAGCUGGAUCCAGACAACCACCAUUCAUCUUUUAAGAACCGGGUGGAUCUGCAGGACAGACAGAUGAAAAAUGGAGACGUGUCUCUGGUUCUGAAAAAUGUGACGACUGCGGAUGAUGGAUCAUACAAUUGUAAUAUCUUCAACAAAGUGACAAAAUCAUGGGAGAGCAUCAACACUGUCAGCCUGACUGUUUCAGCCCAGAACACUGUUACAGCGAAGUCUGGACAGGACGUAGUUCUACCAUGUCGAGUUCCAUCCGACAAAACCAUCAGAGCUGUGAAGUGGAUCAGAGCUGACCUGGGAGAUAAUUAUGUGCUUUUGUACCGGGAUGAGCGGCUGGAUCCAGAAAACCAGCAUCCAUCUUUUAAGAACCGGGUGGAUCUGCAGGACAGGAAUAUGAAUAAUGGAGACGUGUCUCUGGUUCUGAAAAAUGUGACGACUGCUGAUGAUGGAUCAUACAAUUGUAAAAUAUUCAGCGGAGGGACAACUUCAUGGGAGAGCAUCAACACUGUCAGCCUGACUGUUUCAGCCCAGAACACUGUUACAGCGAAGUCUGGACAGGACGUAGUUCUACCAUGUCGAGUUCCAUCCGACAAAACCAUCAGAGCUGUGAAGUGGAACAGAGCUGACCUGGGGAAGGAAUAUGUGCUUCUGUUCCGGGAUGAGCAGCUGGAUCCAGAAGAGCAGCAUGUGUCUUUUAAGAACCGGGUGGAUCUGCAGGACAGGAAGAUGAAUAAUGGAGACGUGUCUCUGGUUCUGAAAAAUGUGACGACUGCUGAUGAUGGAUCAUACAAUUGUAAUAUCUUCAAUGGAGGGACAACUUCAUGGGAGAGCAUCAACACUGUCAGCCUGACUGUUUCAGGUCAGACAGGAGGAGGCACAGAGGAUGGAUCUGUUGGACUGAUCGUCGGUCUUUCAGUUUCUGCUUUGCUUCUUGUUGCUGCUGUUGUUGGAUUUUUGAUCUACAGAAAACAUAAACAACCACAGAGUCAGGAUUCAUACUAGCCUCCUGUUGAACUGCAGCCUGUUCUGUUCUUCACUCAUCACCCACCUGACAGCUGACACCUCACACCUGUUUCUCACCUGCAGGUCAGACAGCACAACUCACAGUUGCACCUGUUGGACUCAUCGUUGGUCUGAGUGUUCCUGCUGUGCUUCUUGUUGCUGCUGUUGUUGGUUUUGUGUGCUACAGAAAACAUAAACAACAGAACCGGGAUUUUAACUAGCAUCC